AUGUCAUUUGCGAAUUUCCCCCUCCUAUGGCUCUUUGGUGGACGAAAUAAUAUCUUCCUGUGGGCCACUGGGUGGAGCUUUGCAUCGUUCAAUAUAUUCCAUCGUCAUGUGGCCCGAGUGGCCACUGUACAGGCCAUAGUGCACUCUGUUCUUUACGUUGUCAUGUUUAUUCAAACGGGAAAAGCUUGGAGAGGUCUGUCGAAGACCUAUGUUUUGUGGGGUAUUUUGGGCACAUUCGUGAUGAUUCUGCUGUUGAUCACCUCAUUGGAUCGGAUUCGCAUUGCGACAUAUGAGCUCUUCUUGAUUGCACAUGUCGUGCUUUCGAUCAUCACUCUUGUCGGGUGCUUUUACCACACGAUUGUUUUCGAAGGGUAUGAAUACUGGAAGUACUUGUGGCCCUCGGUCGUCAUAUGGGUCGUUGAUCGCUUCCUUCGAAUUGUACGGCUAUGUUAUUGUAACCUUCAUGUGAGUAUUUCAAACGAAAGAAUUGUGGAGGUCUCUACGAGCCACAUGGUUUACGACGAAGCGACCGACGUGGUGCGGCUAGAGGUUACACCAGGGAUACCUUCUCUUCAACCUUCACCAGGACAGUACUAUUAUUUAUACCAACCAUUUCGAUUUACCGGCUGGGAGAGCCAUCCCUUUACCAUUGGAGCUUGGUCUUACGACAUAGACCAGACCUCGCUGGCACCGACAACCAAGCGGAAGUUGAUCAAAUCUCAUGAUGUUUCGCAUGUGCCGCUUCUUGCAGGUGGUGCCUCUGACCAGGACUACCAGGGCAACUCAGAAGGCGGCUCGUCGGGCCAAGAAGGAUUAUUGAAGUUGAAAAUGACUUUCUGGGUCCGCCCGUAUGACGGUUGGACCAAACAAUUGCGCCAGCAAUGUCUGAGCUCACCAGACAAGAGCAGCGAAGCAACCAUUCUUCUUGAAGGCCCCUACGGAAAAACCUUUCCACUGUGGAGGUAUGAAUCAGUCUUGAUUAUCGUUGGUGGGACGGGAAUAGCGUCGGCUGUGCCAUAUAUUCAAGAUCAUCUCCGCCGAUCCGUUGAAGACUGGAAUGAAGGCCCCGAAAAUGAGAAAACACGAGUCAGAGACAUGGAGCUUGUUUGGACCACUAAACAAGCAGCGUUUAUCGAAGAUGUUUGUCGCCGAGAGCUGAAAGGCGCACUUGAACGAGAGGACUUCCGUGCCUCUUUCUACGCUACGCGUGAUUCCACCGCCUCCCAACUUCCUACCACCUUGGAUAUCCAUUCAGGCCGACCCCACCUUCAAUCCCUGAUCAUGAGCCGGGCCUGCGACGCAUGCUCUGCCGGUAAUAGCCUUGCGAUUCUCGUAUGUGGCCCAGCUAGAAUGGCGGAUGAAGCGCGCGCCGCCACCCAUCUUGCGAUGCGACAAGGCCACCGCUCUAUCAAAUUUGUGGAGGAGUCUUUUACAUGGUAG
Messenger RNA from Penicillium griseofulvum, 1440 nucleotides. Its product is annotated as ferric reductase family protein. The transcript has 4 exons. The record is from RefSeq and is a predicted model, not a curated record. Gene Ontology annotation, molecular function: ferric-chelate reductase activity. Lineage: Eukaryota; Fungi; Ascomycota; Eurotiomycetes; Eurotiales; Aspergillaceae. Gene Ontology annotation, cellular component: plasma membrane. The coding region runs from base 1 to 1440 and encodes 479 amino acids. Gene Ontology annotation, biological process: intracellular iron ion homeostasis; copper ion import; iron ion transport.